GUCAAGUCAGCGCAGGGGCCGUAGCCGGCAGUGACUCGGACCGGAUUCGCUCGUGUCCCUUUCGAGGCCGGCCUGAGCGGACGCGUCGCUUCCUCUUCGCUUCGCCUUCUGUCUCCUGGGCCGCCGCCGCCGCCGCCCUCGUCCUCCAGUCCUCCACCGCCAUGGCGCUCAGCGAUGCCGACGUCCAGAAGCAGAUCAAGCACAUGAUGGCUUUCAUUGAACAGGAAGCCAAUGAAAAAGCAGAAGAAAUAGAUGCGAAGGCUGAAGAAGAAUUCAACAUUGAGAAAGGUCGUCUUGUUCAGACACAGAGACUGAAGAUCAUGGAGUACUACGAAAAGAAAGAGAAACAAAUCGAACAGCAGAAGAAAAUUCAGAUGUCCAACCUGAUGAAUCAAGCACGGCUGAAGGUCCUCAGAGCGAGAGACGAUUUGAUUGCUGAUCUGCUGAAUGAAGCUAAGCAGAGGCUGUCUAAAGUUGUGAAGGAUACUGCCAGGUACCAAAUGCUGUUGGAUGGGCUGGUUCUACAGGGAUUCUAUCAGUUACUUGAGCCUAGAAUGAUUGUGCGUUGCCGGAAGCAGGACCUUCCCUUAGUUAAGAAUGCAAUCCAGAAGAGCAUCCCAGUCUACAAAGCUGCUACCAAAAAAGAAAUUGACGUUCACAUUGACCAGAAUACAUUUCUGUCGGAAGACAUAGCUGGAGGUGUCGAAAUCUACAACAGUGACAAUAAAAUAAAAGUGUCUAAUACUCUGGAAAGCCGGCUGGAUCUGAUCGCCCAGCAGAUGAUGCCGGAGAUCCGAACGGCACUCUUCGGUGCCAACACCAACAGGAAAUUCUUGGACUAAAAUGCUGUGAAGCAGAGUGGAAUCUCUUCCACUGCCAGAAUGGAGACGCCUGAGCAUCUCUAAUGAAACAGCAGGCAAUCCCCCACCCCCCUUGAAAGUGUACUCAGUGCUAUAUACUGUGUUGCCCUGUGUAAGUUCUUCAGGUAAAUUAUUUCUUGCAUACCUGCUGUGCUUAGCUUGACCAGGAAAGGGGCUGGAAGACCUCUCUCCCUAGAGCCAUGGUGUGCGACGCAAGGAGUCCGCCAUUGGGCUGGCUUAGUACAAGUGGGAGGAUCCCAGUGGUCAGAUGUUGCUUAAACCACUCCCCUUCCAGGUUUGUCAUCAACCCCACGCCGCUUACCCACCGUUCGUCCAUACUUGGUUCAAACAGAGCAUAUAUUUCUCUUGGAUGGCUGCGACGCAUGGUGAUGUGAUCAGCUCCGACCUUUCGUUCUGUAUAUGUGGCUUCAGGAUACAUAUAUAAAUAUAAAAGGCUAGCCCUGUAAUUUCUUUGUUAAAAUAAAAGAGAUGAGUGUUGUUUUUUUUGUCCUCCAUUGCUACAGUACCAGGAGGGGUGCCCA
Molecule: messenger RNA, 1402 nt
Organism: Gekko japonicus
Lineage: Eukaryota; Metazoa; Chordata; Lepidosauria; Squamata; Gekkonidae
Gene: ATP6V1E1
Product: ATPase, H+ transporting, lysosomal 31kDa, V1 subunit E1
Exons: 9
Coding region: 162-842 (226 amino acids)
Biological process (GO): proton transmembrane transport
Cellular component (GO): proton-transporting two-sector ATPase complex, catalytic domain
Molecular function (GO): proton-transporting ATPase activity, rotational mechanism
Source: RefSeq, a predicted model, not a curated record